AUGGAGGAGAGUGUGGAAGAUGGUUUGGAUCCAGGAGGGGCUAGACCUUCAGAUCGUGGGAAACAAAUGAAAAUCUUAGAUUUUUUCAAGGCUAGGCCAUUGGAGAAGGAGAACGAUGCAUCAGGGAAGGUUUUUAUUGCUUUGAUGGGAAAAGGUUUUGCUAUGUUCCGCGCCGAGUUGGAAAGUGAUAUGACAAGGAUUUGGAGAAGAAGCCCAGUGAAGGUGCAGAAUCUAGUAAUCCCCUUCCAACGUUGGAGGCCCGGAUUCAAUAUUAACAAGAACCAGUUGUCGACAAAGCUGGUUUGGAUUCGAUUCCCUGGUUUACCUCUUGAGUGUUGGCAUGAGAAAAUUUUAUUAUCCAUGGCCAAGGCUGCAGGCAGGCCAAUUGCCCUUGAUCGCAGGACACUUAAUGGAAUGUAUGGUAAUUUUGCUAGAGUUCUGGUCGAAGUGGAGUUGGAAGGGAAGCGCGUGGACGAGAUUCAAGUCAAACAUAUGAAACAUGGCUCUGAGAAACCAUUCUGGUUUAAUCAAGAAAUCUUGUAUGAAGAUCGAAUGGGUCAUUGCGGUUUUUGUAAGAAGGUGGGGCAUACGAUCUCUACUUGUUUGGAGAAGAAGAGAGCUGACGCCAAUGAGGAAGAUGAGAGACAAGACGGUUGGUAA
Telopea speciosissima is the source of this 660-nucleotide messenger RNA. RefSeq lists its product as uncharacterized. The record is from RefSeq and is a predicted model, not a curated record. The transcript is spliced from 2 exons. Lineage: Eukaryota; Viridiplantae; Streptophyta; Magnoliopsida; Proteales; Proteaceae. The coding region runs from base 1 to 660 and encodes 219 amino acids.